Molecule: messenger RNA, 732 nt
Organism: Acytostelium subglobosum LB1
Lineage: Eukaryota; Evosea; Eumycetozoa; Acytosteliales; Acytosteliaceae
Exons: 2
Coding region: 1-732 (243 amino acids)
Source: RefSeq, a predicted model, not a curated record
AUGUCUAAACGAUUGAGAUUGGUACAGUGUCUACUAUGGUUCCCAAUGCACAUGUGUUUGAUUGCCUUCUUGGUGACACUAUCAUUGAAGUUAUCAGGUUCUACAAUGUCAUGGUAUAGAACAAUGGUACCAUUAUGGCUGAUGGAGGCAUUACUCAUUUGGUUCGUUCUAGUUAUCAAGAGUGUCACUUAUAAGAUAUGGGGAGUGUUGUCAGUGCUGUCAUUCGCAUUGUGGACAGCAUUGUUGGCAGUGCGAUUAGAGGAUACAGGCGAUUUAUCUUGGUGGGGCGUCAUGACACCGUUCUGGAUCUUCCUGGCGCUGAUCAAUGUGGUGCGACGCGAGAAGCGCAAGACCGACUAUGACAACUACUCUAAAGGCAAGAAGGUGUUUGAAGUGGGCUUCUCCAACCUGGUCGCAUCACUGGCUGUCUUUAGUGUGCUGCAAACACUGGUGAUGAGCGGCGCGGCACAGAUCUCAUGGACACUGCGGUUCAUACCAUUGUUCUACUACAUCUUUGUAUGUCUGUUCACAUUGUUCUCAAUGUGGCAACAGGAGAACUUUGACUACACUCAGUCUAUACUUGGUCUGAUAGCGGCAUUCCUCAUACUACUCUACUUCAAAGGCAACAACAACAUGUUGCCCUAUAGCUCAGUGAUGCUCAUUCCAGUCUACAUCCUAGAGAUCGUCAUCUUCUUUACGAUAUUCACCAAGCGUAUGACUAAACAUUUCUAA